Messenger RNA from Notodromas monacha, 4915 nucleotides. NCBI's taxonomy places the organism in Eukaryota, Metazoa, Arthropoda, Ostracoda, Podocopida, Cyprididae. The record is from the annotation of a GenBank genome assembly.
GCAGUUCUGAAUUCUAAACUAUGACUACGGGGAAGAAGAAUUUGAGCUCUUUAAUUAAAAAAUAUAAGUGUUUUGACGACGUUCCGGGGCCUCUUCGAUUGCCUGUGAUCGGAUCUUUGUGGAAAUACUUCCCGACGAUCGGGAAUUACACUUUCAAACGGCUGCAUGUCACUUCGAAGUUGCGUCGUGCGGAAUUUGGAGAUACGGUUCGUGAACGCCUCGGAGCAACGGAAAUCUUGAGCAUCUACAAUGUUGAAGAUGUGGAGAAAGUUUUCAAAGAAGACGGGAAAUUUCCAAGACGGAAAAGUCAUUCUGCGUUGGCGAAAUACAGGAACGAGAAUCCGGAGCGAUACAACAAUGCUGGACUACUUGCAGCAAAUGGCGAAGAAUGGUGGCGGAUCCGGUCAGAAUUGCAAAAGCCUCUCGCAAAAAUUAGUUGCAUUCGCAGCUACCUUCCACAGAUGAAUGAAGUUGUGGAAGACUUCACUGCGAAGCUUGGGAAAAGCGAAAAGCUGGAAGAUUUACUUUCCCGACUGUCAUUGGAGAUUGUCGGGGUUGUUUUUCUCGAUGUCCGAUUCGGUUGCUUGAGCGAAACGUCUAGGGACCGAACUGACAUGAUCAUUGCUGCGGCCUUUUCCAGUUUGGAUUGUGUUAUGAAAACUGAGUUGUCUUUCCCAUGGUGGCAGUGGUUUCCGACUAAAACUUACAAGCAGCUCUGCGAAGCUCAAGACUUCCUAUAUGAUGUGGCAGUGGAGUUGGUUUCCAAGAAAGAAGCUGAACUUAAAGCUAAGCGAGCAGACGAACAAAGCAUGUCUGUCUUGGAGGACUAUUUGUGCAACCCUCGCCUCGACCGGAAAGACGUCGCUUCUAUGAUUUCGGACGCUUUAUUCGCUGGAAUCGAUACGACUGCAUUUUCGACGAGCUUCUUGCUGUACUUGGUUGCGACUCAUCCUCGAGUGCAAGAGAAACUGUUCGAGGAAAGCAAAAGGGUUCUGCCAGAAAAAUCCUCGCCCUUACGCGCUGAAAGUUUAUCCAUGAUUCCGUACACUAGAGCAGUGGUGAAAGAAAGCAUGAGGUUAUUUCCCAUUUCGAUUGGCAUCGGACGCUUGGCUCACGAAGACGGAUCAACAACAUUGUCCGGUGUUGAGAUUCCUGCGAAUACUGUCUUGGUCACGCAAAAUUUCGACAUGAGCCGACAGAAGGAGAAUUUUUCUGAACCCUUGGAAUUUCGACCCGAACGUUUCCUAAAAGGAAAUGCGGAGAAGUGUAAUCCCUUCGUUUCUCUGCCGUUUGGACACGGCCCGCGGGCGUGUAUUGGAAGAAGACUUGCGGAACAGGAAUUAUACCUGAUCUUGUUGAAGAUGGUGCGGAAAUAUGAAAUUUCUUGGCCGUCUUCGGAAAAGAUGGAUUGCAUUACUCGGCUCAUCAAUGCCCCCGACGUUCCAUUAACGUUCAAGUUUGAUGGAAGGGAGAUGCCAGAAUCGAGUGUCGCGAUACACGAUGUUUGGUUCCUGAAACCAACGAGAGGCUGUGUCGUGAAAUGUGUUUCUGCCGAUGACAGUUCCGAUCGUGUUGCGGUCGUUCGUGCUUCUGGCAAUGUAGAGAUCUGGAGAGCCGCCUCUAAUCCUUAUCAUGAAAUUACGUUACACCCAGAUUUAACCCGCGAGGAAUUGGCGCCAAAACCGAACGAAGUUGCGGAGGAGUACGAAUGGGUUACAGCAGUCCUCUGGUGUAGAGGUCGUUUAUUCGCCAUCGGGACUCAUGGGUUCUUAUUUGAGCUGCUUCUAGACCGAUUUCAUUGCGUUGGCCAUUUCGUGGGGGUUGGAUUUGGAAUUCCCACGUGUUUUGCAACUAAUGGUUUUGAAAUAGUCGCUGGGACGCACAAUGGCCAUACUGUUCUUCUGACGCUCACCGAAAACGCUCCGACAAUUGAACGGAAUCUGGCCGAGCUGGGAUCAUGUCGUGUAACGUGCGUUGCGUUGUGGCAAAAAGUCGUCGUUGCAUCCAUGUCGAAUGCAUCGAUCGCUGUGAUUCAUCUGGAGACCCGAAGGGUGACCUGGCUUUCGAAGCCUGUGCCUCGGCAAAGCGUCGACGCUGUGGUUUUCUACGAUCGCAACACAGUCGUGUCAGGUCAUUCGGAUGGCAAAGUGGUGAUGUGGAAUCUAAAUACCAUGUCUAUUUUGCAUUCUUUCGAAUCCUUCCGAGCUGGCGUGACGUGCCUUAGUGUGGUACCUUCGAAGAUGGUUUUCGCAUCUGGCGUGGAUCCCGUUAUCCAGUGUUUUUCUCCUAGCGAUCGCAGUGGACCUGCCGCAAAACAGCGACGAAUUAGAUCACAAGAAGCCGCGUCAGAUGCAAUAAUGCGAAAUUCUUACGCACCUCCGUCAUGGAUUGCUACUCUGGGGCUGAAAUUUCACGGUCGUCACGUAACAUCUUUGUCGUCUUCGAGAUCAUGGACAGUUUCCGGAUCGGCGAACGGAGAAUUGUUCUUUUUCCGUGCUCCGAAUUCAUCGUGGCUGCAAGAACACAUUCAGAAUUUUCCCGCACUUCCGGAUGAGUCUGAAAUCUGCUUGUUGAGAUCCAUACGGUGUUUACUAGCGAAUUCGGAUGGCAACCUCAUGGUGUGGCCCUUAGAUGCGGUUGAUUUUGAAGAAAACAUGGGCACUGGUAUCGGAAUGGAUGUACUUGUUCCUGAAAGGUUGCAGAGAACUUCCAUCGCAUUCCCAAAAGGUCGGGAACGAAAAACCGGAGGAGUAUCGGGAAUCGCUGCCCUGGAGGAUGGAUCAGUUAUCGUCCGUUUGGUUGGAGGUCACCCGAAUUUCUACUCUUGGGAGGGUCCGACGAAUCCCACCAAUGCGAAGAAAAUGGCCAUUGACGAAGAAUCUAUAGAGAUAUUCCCAUCUCAAAGAAUAUUUUCGUUCAGGGGUGGAUUCCUGUCCGUAACUGAUGUCGGUGGUGUUCAACUGAUUUCAUGUGACGAUGGGAAAAUCACAGCGUCACCUUUUUUCGACGUGCUGCGUUUGAAAGAUGAAGGCCUGAGCAAUACGCUGUGCACGGCCGCCGCGGUUGCGGAGACGUCAUGCACUGCUGCGAUCAACUCAGUGGAUGGCAGAACUUACGUCGUCAACCCGGUCACGCAACAAAUAGUGUUCAAAGUCCCGAGGAUUCAAAUACCAAUAACUGCCCUCGCGUUCAAUCCCUUGACGUCGAACCUAUUGGCUGCGUUUGCGAAUCGCAGUAUUCUCGAGUUUGGGAGCCAGUGUGAAAAGGACAAUAAUCUGAUGACGGAGUGGAGCAAUUCCUGGGUCCCGCCGGAAUGGUGGAAACUCAGACCGGGUCCUGCAGUGAGGAAGGUUGUUCCGAGCGGAGAAAAGGCGCUGAUCUGUGACGGCGAUACCAUUUUCCUUCUGUCUCAAGAUAUCAGCAGCCAUCAAUUCGCGGAUAUUCCAUGGAACGGACGGGAAAUGUCUGUCGACGUGUUCCCAGUUCGAGCUAUUGUGAUCGUUGCAGUGCUUGCGUGCGCCAUUGCGUUUCUAAUAGUUUUUUUGGUGUUCCGAGCGUUGAGAGGUCGUUCGGGGUUCCAACGGACUGUGAAAGCGAAUUUGGCGGAUUUUGGAGCUACAAGAAGUACGCGGCGGUGUCAUCUGGUGGACAAUGAUUCGGAUAAUGAAUUAUACGAAGGAGAAUCAAGUUUGAAUGGAGGCUUGAGUGCAGAAACCAAGAGGAAGAUAGAUGUUGCAGUAUUUGACGCGGAAAGUUGUAGUUGGGAUCAGGAUGCAGCCAUGCUGAUGCCCUUGUGUAUAGAUCUGCUCAACUUUUCACUCGGUUUACGCCGGCCGCGGCGCAGGCGGCGCUUCUUCCUCGGGCAAAUAGAGCUGGUGCAGAUCGAUGGUUUGGCAGUGUUGAAAAUUAUCAAGCACUGUCACGAGGAAACCAGUGGAACUUUGGACGUUGCACAGGGUGUGCUUCUCGGUCUGGUUGUCGACAACAAGCUGGAAAUCACCAACAGUUUUCCUUUUCCUCGGCAUCCCGAUGAAACCAUGGACGAAGAGGAUUAUCAACUGGAGAUGAUGCGUAACUUGAGGAAAAUCAAUAUUGAUCAUUUCCACGUUGGCUGGUACCAAAGCACGCAGCAAGGAAAUUUUCUGUCGCCUACAGUGCUUGAAUCGCAGUUCACGUACCAAAUGGCGAUCGCAGAGUCUGUUGUACUCAUUUACGAUCCGGCGAAAACGUCGCGGGGAUUUUUAUCCCUCAGAGCAUUCAAGCUCAGUCCAGAAGCCGUCAAACUUUACAAGGAAGAAGACUUUUCGCCAGAGAAGGUGAAGAACUUGCAAUUGUCCUUCGAACACCUGCUCAAGGAAAUCCGAGUCGUCAUCAAGAACUCGCACUUGGUGAAUGCGUUGUUGCUGGAGCUGCAAGAAGCCAUUCCGCCGACUGAGAAGCCGUGUGACUACUUGGACCUUGGCACCACCGGCGUUUUGGAGAAGCAUUUGAGGAACAUGAUGGAUUGUGUGGACGAAUUGGCGCAGGAAGUCAACAAAUACAACCUGUAUCAGCGCCAAGUCAUGAAGCAGUUCCAGAUGAAGCAGCAGUUUAUUCAACGCAGGACCGUUGAAAAUGAGGCUCGGGUUGCGAGAGGAGAAGCCGCGCUUCCGGAAGACGACGUGAACAAGCAGUUCAAGCCGAUCCCGUCGCCGUCCCGCAAAGAAGCAUUGAUCACCUCUGGUCAAGUUCUCAGUUACUGCGACCAAAUCUCACAGUUUUCUUCGCAGGCUCUCGGAAAAUGGUUUUUAUCCGAGUGUUUACAAGAAGCGCGAUCCAAAGCCAACUGAAAACGCCCCGAAGAAUUAUGCAUCUGAAGAAAAAAACAUUCAUAAGGACCCUUGUAUCAAUAAAAACAAUUCUCGGGAGGUGGAUA